Molecule: messenger RNA, 2259 nt
Organism: Dichotomopilus funicola
Lineage: Eukaryota; Fungi; Ascomycota; Sordariomycetes; Sordariales; Chaetomiaceae
Product: OPT oligopeptide transporter protein-domain-containing protein
Exons: 3
Coding region: 1-2259 (752 amino acids)
Cellular component (GO): fungal-type vacuole membrane
Molecular function (GO): oligopeptide transmembrane transporter activity
Source: RefSeq, a predicted model, not a curated record
AUGGAAGAAAAGCAGGUCACCACCACGGAUGAGAAGCAGGUUCUCGAGGCCGCCGCGACUGCGAGCGCGGUGCGCCCCUUCUCCGAAAGCCAGCCAACAAUUGAGGAUACGGCCAACCUCAAGAGCGAUGGUUCUGAUGAAGAAGAGGAGGAGGAUCUUUACCGCCCUCUGAUCAUGGACCCGUCGAUUCCUCAUGAAGAGAACCCGCUCACAGUGCGUGCGGUCGUCGUCGGUUGCAUUCUCGGUUCCCUGGUCUGCGCUUCCAACCUCUAUCUCGGUCUCAAGACGGGUUUCACCUUCAGCGCCAACAUGUUUGGUGCCAUCUUCGGUUAUGGCGUCCUCAAGUUGCUGACCAGAUCCGCUGGUCACCUCCCCGUUCUCGGUGGCUUGUUCGGCCCCCAGGAGAACUCGAUUGUGCAAGCUGCGGCCACCGGUGCUGGUGGCACUGGUGGUAUCUUUGUUGCUGGUAUCCCCGCCAUGUACCGCCUCGGCGUGAUGGGUGAGGGUCACUCGCCCCGUGACGACAUUGGCGCAAUCUUCACCAUCACGCUCGUCACCUCCUUCAUCGGCAUCUUCUACGUGACGCCGCUCCGCCGGUUUUUCAUCAUCCAGGUGGCUCGUGAGCUCAAGCUCAUGUUCCCCACACCUACCGCCGUCGCCCUGACGAUUCGCUCCAUGCACGCCGGUGCCGCUGGCAGCGUAGAUGCCAUCAAGAAGCUCAAGUGCCUUGCGAUCUGCUUCAUUGGCGCCCUCGUCCACCGCGUCGGCUCCUACUACGCGGUCGGCAUCCUCUACGACUGGCACGUCUUCACCUGGAUUCACAUCUGGAGCGGCUACACCAGUUGGGCCAUGAACAUUGAGUCGUGGGGUUGGUACAUGGAGUGGACUCCGGCCUUCAUUGGGUCCGGUAUCCUGAUCGGUCUGAACCCCGCCAUCUCCAUGUUUGCCGGUUCCGUGAUCGCCUGGGCCAUCAUUGGCCCUGCUCUGGUCCACUACGGCGAGUGCAUCGGCAUCGAUGUGAGCGGCGGUGACCCGAAGUGGAACGGCUACUACACCUUUUCGUCCCUCAGCCACCUGGGCAAGCAGACCCCCUCGCCCCGUUACUGGCUGCUCUGGCCCGGCGUCAUGGUCAUGGUGUGCUCUUCCAUGGCCGAGCUCUUUGUGCAGUACAGGGCCAUCUGGUCCGGUCUCAAGUCGGUGUGGAACCAGUCGUGCGCCGGCAUCAACAGCAUGCUCGUUGCCCGCGGCAAGUCGAGCGCCUUCUUUGCCAAGCACGGCUCGAACGAGAUCAAGGACGAGAACAUCGUCGAGGACCCCUUCCCCCCGGAGCAGCAGGUCAAGACGUGGAUGUGGGCCCUGGGUCUGCUCGUCACCUUGGUCGUUGCCAUGAUCAUCUUCCACUUCCAGUGGUCCACCCACCCGGGCCUGACUAUCCUUGCCGUUCUCCUUGCCUUCCUCUUCUCGUUCCUCGCCAUCCAAAUUGGCGCCGUCACCGACACGACUCCGCUGACCGCCGCCUCCAAGGCCUCGCAGCUGAUCUUUGGUGGUGCCACCUCCCACAGUGGCUACACCAUCCAACAGGCCCAGAAGAUCAACAUUGUCGCCGGAGCCCUCGCGUCUGGUGGUGCUGAUAUGGCCACUGCCCUGGUCAGCGAUUUCCGCACCGGUUUCCUUGUUGGUACCUCGCCCAUCAAGCAAUGGAUCGCCCAGUCCAUCGGCAGCUUCUGCUCCGUCUGGCUUGGCCCCGGUCUGUUUGUGCUCUUUACUUCCGCCUACCCCUGCAUCUGGCAGCCUGACCAGUCUGAUGAUGCCCACUGCCCCUUCCUGGUUCCCUCCGUCUCUGCUUGGGCUGCUGUCGCGCAGGCCGUCACCGAUCCCAACGUCUCCAUCCCGCUCAAGAGCGGUAUCUUUGCUAUCGUCAUGGGUGUCGUCUCGAUCAUCCAGGUCCUGGUCCGCCACUUCUUCCUGGUUGGUGAGCGCGAGAAGUGGCGCAGUUGGCUGCCCAACUGGGGUGCCAUCGCGUUGUCCUGGGUCAUUCCCGCUCCCGUCUUCGCCAAUGCUGCGCUGCUCGGCGCCAUCAUUGCCGCUCUCUGGAGGAAGUACAACAUGCGCACUUGGGAUAUCUACGGCUACGCCGUCGCUGCUGGUUUCAUCGCUGGUGAGGGUCUCGGCGGUGUCGUUGGUGCUAUUCUCACGCUGGCUGGCGUUGAUGGUGGUACCAAGGGUUCCAUGAUCGCUUGCCCUGCCGAUUCGUGCUAG